CGGGCGCCAUGAGACUCCCAGCGGCCUAUCCGACAUCUGCUGGGCGAACAUCGUCCGUCGGCUUCACAAGUUUAUCGGACUCUUCGAUGGAUCCAGGUCCGAGUCAUCAGCCACCGCUUCCCCCCCACGCCCCCUUUCACGGGAACAGCUCUCUCCCAUCACCGCCGCUGGGAUUUAGCGCCCCACAGAUGGAUUCGAACCAGUGGGCUUAUUCGCCUACUUAUUCCAACCAAGGGUGGUGCUACAUGACGGCGAGCCCUGAACCUAUGAACCAUGUCAAUCAUGAUGAUGGUGACGGGGAAUCGACACGCGUGUUUCCUUCUCAAUCGGAACGCACAACACUCAUCGAAGAAGAGUAUACCGAGAAGGAAACAACAAAAUAUGGAAGAAAGAAAAGGAACCAUACCGACACCCCUAAUACCGUCGAGCCCUGGGAGGCAGACCCAAAAGACUACGUGAUGUCUCAAGGUGCCAUGGAGGGCGAGGCCCAUGGAUAUUAUGGCGCUUAUUUCGAUAUUCCCGGCCCACUCGGGAUUCAUACCCCUUGUCCGUAUCCUCAGACUCUCGACAUCGAGGAUCCCAACAAACCCGAAUCGAACGACCGACCAGGCGAUCUUGAUGUCGCUGCAAGCCACCGAGUCGACGGGGCAGACCAGGCACAAGAAGAGGAAGGGUGGGAUGACUGUGCCAUCGAGGGUACCUUUCCAGAAUAUGUUGAGCUUGAAGAUAAUCAGGGGGACUCCACGACGCAGCCGGUUUAUCAACCGGGAACGGCCUCCUGGCUCUACCCUUUUUCUCGCCACUGAUGUGGCAACUCCGGCUUAGUUGGCCUUGGCUAGUUGGCCACCAUUCGGGCCUCAGCUGGGCUUCGAACCUUUAGUAUCAAACCGGGUUUGGCUCAUUGAGUUACUCUUACUUAUCACGGACUAGCCCUUCCCCCCUUCCCAGAGCCCCUUCAAGCCACCACGUUUCUUUUUUCCCUUUGUCGCGUAUUCGGUUGGGAAACUUGUAACAGAUUGGAAGACGACAAGUUUGUCAUUGAUGUAUGUGUUGCUGUUUUAUUCUACAUCGAGUUCAAAUGCAAGAUGCCGG
Chaetomium fimeti is the source of this 1092-nucleotide messenger RNA. RefSeq lists its product as uncharacterized. NCBI's taxonomy places the organism in Eukaryota, Fungi, Ascomycota, Sordariomycetes, Sordariales, Chaetomiaceae. The coding region runs from base 9 to 806 and encodes 265 amino acids. The record is from RefSeq and is a predicted model, not a curated record. The transcript is spliced from 3 exons.